This is a messenger RNA of Truncatella angustata, 2868 nucleotides long. RefSeq names its product adaptor protein. The record is from RefSeq and is a predicted model, not a curated record. Gene Ontology annotation, molecular function: structural molecule activity. Gene Ontology annotation, biological process: intracellular protein transport; intra-Golgi vesicle-mediated transport; endoplasmic reticulum to Golgi vesicle-mediated transport. Gene Ontology annotation, cellular component: COPI vesicle coat; cytoplasm. The coding region runs from base 1 to 2868 and encodes 955 amino acids. NCBI's taxonomy places the organism in Eukaryota, Fungi, Ascomycota, Sordariomycetes, Amphisphaeriales, Sporocadaceae. The transcript is spliced from 6 exons.
AUGGCGACCUUUCUCGAGAAUGCAUACAGCUUAGUCCACCAGGACAAUGCUGCCGACAUCCCCUCUCAGCAAGACCUCAAGAACCAGCUCGAAAAAGGAACGGACGAGAGCAAGGUGGACACCAUGAAGCGCAUCCUCACCAUCAUGCUGAACGGAGACUCGUUACCAGGACUCCUUAUGCACAUUAUCCGUUUCGUUAUGCCGUCCAAGUACAAACCCCUCAAGAAGCUCUUGUACUUUUAUUACGAGAUCUGCCCCAAGCUGGACUCGCAAGGAAAGCUCAAGCAAGAAAUGAUCUUGGUCUGUAACGGCAUCCGCAACGACUUGCAACACCCCAACGAGUACAUCCGUGGAAACACCCUCAGAUACCUGUGCAAGCUUCGCGAACCAGAGCUGAUCGAGCCUCUCCUUUCCUCGGCACGAUCCUGUCUGGAGCACCGACACGCAUACGUCCGGAAGAAUGCCGUCUUUGCCAUUGCCUCCAUCUACAUCCACUCGCCCUCCCUCAUUCCGGAUGCUGCCGAUUUGAUUGCUACAUUCCUCGAGGGCGAGAGCGACGCUACCUGCAAGCGCAAUGCAUUCUCUGCCCUCGCCAGCAUAGAUCACGACAAGGCAUUGGCAUACCUCAGCCAGGUCUUCGACGGAAUCGCCAACUCGGAGGAGCUGCUGCAGCUGGUCGAGCUCGAGUUCAUUCGUAAGGAUGCUGUGCAGAAUUCCCAGAACAAGGCACGGUACCUGCGCCUCAUCUUCGACCUCCUCGAGGCCAACACAUCCACCGUCGUCUACGAGGCUGCUUCCUCCUUGACCGCUCUCACCUCAAACCCUGUCGCCGUCAAGGCUGCUGCUGCCAAGUUCAUUGAGCUAAGCAUCAAGGAGGCUGACAACAAUGUCAAGCUCAUCGUCCUCGACCGCGUCGACCAGCUGCGACAGAAGAAUGAAGGUAUACUGGACGACCUGACAAUGGAAAUGCUGCGUGUCUUGUCAAGCCCCGAUAUCGACGUAAGGAGGAAGGCCUUGAGCAUUGCCCUGGACAUGGUGUCAAGCAAAAAUGUCGAGGAAGUCGUCCUGCUGCUCAAGAAGGAACUCUCCAAGACGGUUGACGAAUCGUACGAGAAGAAUGCCGAGUAUCGUCAACUGCUCAUCCAUUCCAUCCACCAGUGCGCCAUCAAGUUCUCCGAGGUCGCGCCCUCCGCCGUCGAGCUUCUCAUGGACUUCAUCGCCGAUUUCAGCAACACGACUGCUGUCGAUGUCAUCAACUUCGUCAAGGAGGUCGUCGAGAAGUUCCCCAAGUUGCGUCAGACCAUCAUUGAGAGGCUCGUUGCGACUCUCAGCGAGGUUCGUGCUGGCAAGGUUUACCGUGGCAUCGUAUGGAUCAUCGGUGAGUACUCCCUCGAGGAGAAGGAUAUCAGAAAUGCCUGGAAGGGCAUCCGUGCCAGCCUCGGCGAGAUCCCCAUCUUGGCCUCGGAACAACGACUGCUUGACGCUGGUGAGGAAGGGAAGGACGAAGAACAGGUCAACGGUCACUCGAAGCCCGCCCAACCCUCCGGAUCGCGACGCGUCUUGGCCGACGGUACCUAUGCUACAGAAACUGCUCUCACUAGCUCUGCAGCGGCGGCCGCUAAGCUAGAGGCCGUCAAGGCAGCGCAGAAGCCCCCGUUGAGGCAGCUGAUCCUUGACGGUGACUACUACCUAGCUACUGUACUUGCAGCCACCCUUACAAAGCUAGUCAUGCGCCACUCGGAGUUGUCCAAGGACACCGCCCGCUCCAACGCCCUGAAGGCCGAGGCCAUGUUGAUCUGCAUUUCCAUCAUUCGUGUCGGUCAGUCUCAGUUCGUCAAAGCGCCAAUCGACGAGGAUUCCGUCGACCGUAUCAUGUCUUGUGUCAGGUCGUUGGCUGAGUUCCAGCAGAAGAAGGAGCUCGAGGCUGUGUAUCUCGAGGACACGCGGAAAGCUUUCCGCGCCAUGGUUCAAGUCGAGGAAAAGAAGCGUGCUGCGAAGGAGGCACAUGAGAAGGCGAAAUCCGCCAUCCAGGUCGAUGAUGCUGUGCAAAUCCGCCAACUUUCCAAGAAGAACCAGGGCGAUGGUGCUGAUCAGAUUGAGCUGGAUCUUGAGAAAGCCACCGGCGGCGAUGCGCCCGCCGAGGAUCUUUCCUCAAAGCUCAGUCGGGUUGUCCAACUCACCGGUUUCUCGGACCCCGUUUAUGCCGAGGCAUACGUCAAGGUUCAUCAAUUCGACAUUGUCCUUGAUGUUCUGCUGGUCAACCAAACCACCGAAACCCUGCAAAACCUCUCGGUCGAAUUCGCUACCCUCGGCGACUUGAAGGUUGUUGAGCGGCCCACAACACAAAACCUCGGACCUCACGAUUUCCAUAAUGUACAAUGUACAAUCAAGGUAUCGUCCACAGAUACUGGCGUUAUCUUUGGCAACGUGGUGUAUGACGGUGCUCACAGCACGGAUACCAACGUCGUUAUCCUGAACGAUCUUCAUGUCGAUAUCAUGGACUACAUUCAGCCAGCAACCUGCACAGAAACACAAUUUAGGACCAUGUGGACUGAGUUCGAAUGGGAGAACAAGGUCAACAUCAACUCGAAGGCCAAGACCUUGCGGGAGUUCCUGGACGAGCUCAUGAAGUGCACAAACAUGAAUUGCUUGACACCUGAGGCCAGUCUGAAGGGCGACUGUCAGUUCCUCAGUGCCAACUUAUAUGCCAGAAGCGUAUUUGGUGAGGAUGCUUUGGCAAACUUGAGUAUUGAGAAGGAGGGCGAGGAUGGGCCCAUAACUGGUUUCGUCAGGAUAAGAAGCAGGUCGCAAGGUCUAGCCUUGAGCCUGGGUAGCCUGAAGGGUUUGAACAAGAUCGGCUCAUCAUAA